AUGAUGCAUUUAGCUUUUCUCAUCCUGAUCGUCUUAACAGAUGUGGCUUCCUCUCAGAAAGUAUGCAGUUACCAGGAUGUUCUUGAUUACCUGAACCUGACCACAGAUAACAGUGUGUUUAAACUGACCCGGCCUGUGCUGGACUACACACACCCCACCAUAGUGCAGCUGGACAUCAUCCUCUAUGCCAUUCUGGCUGUGAUUGAGAAAACACAAACUUUUAUUCCCUUCGUCUGGGCAACCCUGAUUUGGAAUAAUGAACGCAUCUCAUGGGACCCUGCUCAUUUUUGUGGAAUUACCCACAUUACAAUUCCUCGAGAAAUCCUCUGGAAACCAGAUCUCUUCAUUUAUGAGAUGAUACAGACGGACGACUCCCCUCAAAAUGCAUACAUAUACGUAUCAUACGACGGGAUCAUUACUUCUGAAGAGGACCUUAAGAUUGUCAGCACCUGUAAGAUGGAUGUCCACAAGUUCCCCUUCGACACACAAAAAUGUAACAUCACCAUCGGCUCUGCGAUUCACUGUGUAAAUGAAAUGAGGCUUUUGCCUUUCUCCAACUCAUCUCGGGCGACACAGUUUUCCCGUGAGGUGAUGAAGACGCAGGGAGAGUGGGAGUUCCUCCAGCUAUCCAUCUCCAAAGUCAAUUUCACCAUCGAAAAUAGACAGUGGGAAAAUCUCAUAUAUACU
Molecule: messenger RNA, 687 nt
Organism: Archocentrus centrarchus (flier cichlid)
Lineage: Eukaryota; Metazoa; Chordata; Actinopteri; Cichliformes; Cichlidae
Product: 5-hydroxytryptamine receptor 3A-like
Exons: 6
Biological process (GO): monoatomic ion transmembrane transport
Cellular component (GO): membrane
Molecular function (GO): extracellular ligand-gated monoatomic ion channel activity; transmembrane signaling receptor activity
Source: RefSeq, a predicted model, not a curated record